This is a messenger RNA of Rotaria sordida, 1011 nucleotides long. The record is from the annotation of a GenBank genome assembly. Lineage: Eukaryota; Metazoa; Rotifera; Eurotatoria; Philodinida; Philodinidae.
AUGACGAAAUAUUCAAAUCACCAUUGUGAUGUUAUAUCAACUGUACAAUUAAGUCCAUUUGGUGAAGAUCAUUGGCAUCGUAUAGUAACUUAUUCACCAAUGUAUUUUAAUUGGUCUGAUUUUAUAAUGAUGAAUCGUAAACAUACACCCAAAAAACGAACUUUAAUUAGUCCAAUAGAUAUUAACGCUGUUAAAUUAGAAGAUCAAUUAUUACUUAAUGAAAUUCAUACGAUACAAAGAGCAACUAUUAUGCCAUCUGUAACAAGAUUUUCAGGAAAAAAUUCAUACGAAUCAAAAUAUUUCGAUGAAGAACAUUGUCAACGACCAACAUCACCUACAGAUGAAUAUCAAAGAUCAUCAGAUUUUUUUCAUCAAACAAGAGAAUCACCAAUACUUCAUUCUAAUUAUGUUGAAACAUCAUUAUCACAUCAACAAUAUACUACAAAACAUUCUCUAUUACAACCAAAAAACACUAGCAAUGCAAAAAUAAAAGUAUUAUCGAAAAUUAAUUUUGGUCCAAAACCUCAAGCUUCAUUAAGUGUUCAACUUCGACAAUCAGCUAUAGCUCGUGAAAAUGCUCUUACAACUGCAGCUGAUCAUCGAAGUACAACUCCAUUAUCAAUGUCUUCAUCAAAACGAGCUGCUGGUGGUAGUGCUCAUUCAAGUCGUCGCAGUCAUCAAAAAUAUCGAUUUCUAUAUCCUCAAACACCACCACCUAGUGAAACAUAUACUAUUGGUGUAAAAAGUACGAAUACAAGUCGUUCAAAAGUACAUAUGAUUAAAACAAAAACUGAUCGUGCACGAAAACAACAACAUACUGAAUUAAAAACAAUUUUAGUUAAACCAUGUAGACAAUUGUUAACAAGUGAUAAUACAUUAGAAGAAACAAUUCCAAAUUCAAUUGAAACAAUGCGUCAAUUACGUGGAUCAAUACCUGCAUUUGAAAAAAAUUUACGAUAUACUUAUCACAAACAAUUAAAUAAAUUUAGAAACGAUUUGAAAAAAUGUUGA